AUGAAUACGGGCCAGCGCAUCUACCCCAACCUGAAUUCGAUGAGUGCGGAACGGUACUCGCCUACGCCGUAUCGGCAGAGAAUGCAACAGGUUUGUUGGUUUUUUUUGGAGUUUUGCGAUUGAAAUUUAAAAUUUUAUUUGUUUAGGCAUAGUAAAAAUUAAAUUUUUAUUAGGGAGGGGGGGGGGAGGGAGUGUAAAAAGUAAAAAAAAAUUAUAGUAAGGGGGGGGGGGAGUAAAAAUAAAUCUUAAAUAACAAAAAAAUUUUUUGUACAGUACAGGGCGAGAGAUUUUAAGCUGGACGUGAGAGAAGAAGGUUUUAUAUUAAGGUAGGGUAGAAUCAGAUAAAGUAGAGUAAGUUAAGAUAGUACUGAAAGGUAGGGUAGAGUAGCCCAGGGUAGGGGACGUUUUAACACCCUAAAACUUUCUUUUUUAUUUUUUAUAACCUCCUUCCUUUUUUUAAUAGAGGUGUAAAAAAAGCUAAACCGGACCUACUUUUGAGACCCGGCCCAGGCUCAGGGCCUAACUUUUAUUUAGUUCCAGCCGUUUUUAGUUGGCUCAAUCAAGAAAAUUAUAAACUGAUAUUGAUCCGGCCAGUUUGAAACUAAACAAAACUUUUUUUUAUUUUUUUUGGCACAAGCCUACUUUUUGAAAAUAUGCUCUCGGGCCGGGGCAACUUUUAAAUCCAGUUCAUAUCAACUUUAGCUCAAAACUGGCCCGGACCUAUACGACCUGUUUAUCCUAUUUACUUUUUACUGUUUAAAAUAGCAAGCUCUACGCUAUAUGUCCUGCCACUUUAGAAAUUUUUUUAAAAAUUUAAUAGAAAGCUAGGACUACUUAAAGGUAAAAAAGUUGUUUUUGCUUGAAAGUCAGGUACAAACAGAUGAUGAUAAUGUAAAAUACGAGUGGUUUAUGUUCGACAUUAAAAUUCCAAAACGUCGUCAGUUUAAAAACAUAUACCAGAUUGAAAGGCGAGGGGUUAAUAAUAUGGGUUUAUUGUAAAUUAUCAGAGCAAUCUGUUGUAGCAGAUGCCAACUGAGUUUUCAAUAAAUUUAAAAACGAUGUUAAAAUUAAUGAAAUUUUGAAAAUGUAAAAAUUUUCAGACAAACUCAAUCUUCGGAGCUUUGGAAGAUCCGUUCUUUCAAUCACGCGCUGCUCAAGCGGCCCAAGCCGCAUUGGCCGAAAUGGAUGUGAAGAAUGUAAAUAUGCAGGCCAACAUGUUCACGUAGGUUUUUUGGUAAAAUACGGUGAUUAUGUUUUCUUCAUUUUAAAGUUAUUUUUUUAAAUUAAAAUUUUUUUUUUUCGAAAUUUUUUAAAUUUUUAAUUUUAAAAAUUUUAAAAAAAUUUUCAUAUUUUAGGUACCAAUCUCAAAACCUACUAAACCCCUCAAACCAAGACAUUGUGGACAACUCUCUAAAUGUCAAUUCCUCCAACGCCUCUACGAACCUUCUCGACUCUCAAACCACCAACGAUGCGAUGAGUCCGCUACAACAAGUAAUGGCAAUGCAGCAUCAUUAUGGGCCUGGCGCCAGUGGUGCAUUCUCACCUUACCAUCAGCUGCCUCAGGCUAGCGUCGCGAAUGUUGCGGCCGCUUUUCCUCACGGCAACAUGAAUAUCAUGGCGACGAAUUCGAAUUUUGUAGGAAAUCCAUUGAAUGGAGUGCCUAAUAACUCGUUGUUACCUAGAUAUUCACUGUCGCAUGCUGGUAAGGAAAUUUGGAAAUAGAAAAAAAUUUUUAAUUUCUACCCUACCCUACCCUACCCUACCCUACCCUACCCCACCCUACCCUACUCUACCCUACCCCACCCUAUUCUUCCCUACCCUAUCCUACCCUGUGAGACCAUACCCUGCCCUACAAUAACGUAAGUCUUAUUCAUCUUACUGUACACAGCCUUACCUUAACUUAUCAUGUCAUGACCUAUCCUACUGCAACCUUUUCAUAACCACUUUACCGUUUAUUGAAAUACUAUGUUUUAUCCUGUCCUAUUCUAUCUUGUCUUCCCCUACUUUAAGUUACAUUUUUGUGCCCUGCCUAUUUCUCUUAAAAUUUAAAAAUUUUUUUUUUAAAAUUCUAAAGUAAUCCAACCUGACUUUACUAUAACUUUUUUUUGUCAUACAUCCUCUUAAUAGCUUCAAAAUUUUUCAAAAAAUUUAAGUUUUUUAUUUUUUUUAAAUUUUAUAACCAAUUUUUUUUCAAUUUUAAUUUUAAAACCCCUCUUUUUCAGUCCCCGAAAUAGACACAGAUCCACGUGAGCUGGAACGAUUCGCCGAGCAUUUCAAGCAGCGACGCAUAAAAUUAGGAGUAACUCAAGCAGACGUCGGGAAAGCUUUGGCACAUCUGAAAAUGCCUGGAGUCGGAUCGUUGAGUCAGUCGACGAUAUGCAGAUUUGAAAGUUUGACACUAUCUCACAAUAACAUGGUGGCACUAAAGCCGAUACUACAGACGUGGCUUGAGAAGGUGGGGUUUUUUUUUUAAUUUUUUUUUGAAUUUUGAAAUUUAAAUUUUAUUAGGAAAUUAUAUUGGAUGAAGCGUAUUUUACAUUUUCAAAACCUUGCCAUUUGUUUUAUUACCCCCUUCUCACCCCCCCCCCCUUCCAUUCCUCCUCCCCUCGCCAUUAUUGAUUGGCCGCCUCGGGGGCCGCACUGGUUGCGUUUCCAAAGAGGAAAAUGGAGGUUUCCGUGUGCUGAUUAAAUAUUAACAAGCCUUCGUGUUGACGGCAAUGAAUGGAAAUGGCUGACUCUCGAGGCUUUCCCCAAAAAUGGCAUGAAAUUCGGAGCGUAAUGGUUGGGGGGGGGGAUGGUAUAAUUAUUAUAAUAUGGUAAAUGAGUUUUGAAUUUUGUAUUUUCAUAAUCUGGAGGCGAUGAUUGGAUGCUGAGAAGGAGAGAAUGGUGAAGAUGUGAGAGAACGGACUAGUAAAAAUGAAAAAAUAUUCAAAAAAUGUUGAACAAGCUAACGAACACAUUAAAAAAAACUUUUUAAAUUACAUUUUUAGCUUACAAUCACGUAAUAUAUACAAUAGAGCAUUAGCGUAACAUAUCGCUCUAACGAUUUUAUAAAACACAUUUGUCGUAUAACUUGUCAGCCGCAGGCUGCAUGAUAAACACUUUGCUUACAACGUGGUACUCCUGCAUAACAAAUCGCUCGGCGAUUUUAAACUUGAUGUUGGUUAUAAAGGAGUUUAUUUAUUUAUUUUUCAGUAUUCACUCGUAAAGUCAUAAUAUAGCAUAAAAUCAUAAUGGAAAAGACUUAAAGCGUUUGUCGACCAUUACCGUUUUGGUAUACGGUAAUUUGAAAUGCUUUGUGUAGACUAAGGUCUCAAAUGUUGCUUGCUAUACGAAAUUGUCGUUUUAGAGGAGUUUGUUAUACAAGGUGUUUAACUUUAUUCAAAGCUUAUUGCCAUAGCUGAUAAUAUGAAUUACUCAAAAUUUUAGUUUAUAAGUUACAGUAGGAUUCUUAUAUAACAAAACUCUUUUAUAACGAAAAAAUCAAUGCCCCCAAGCGAUUUGUUAUACAAGAGUUGUAUAUUUCAAUGAAAUUAAAUAAAACUUGUCUAAAUGAGACCAAGGGUUCUUCUCUCAAUUUCUUACUAUAGCUCUACCUUACCCUGCCUUAUCUAACCAUUCCCUACACUAUUUUAUCCUACGUUACCCUAUCAAACUUAAAAUAAUUGAAAUACUCAAACUUUUAAAUUUCAAAAUUUUUAACAUUUCGAAACUUUCAGGCAGAAGACGCGAUCAAAAACAAAGCCUCAACAGCUGAUGUAGUAGGUAUUCUACCGAACUCUGAUAAGAAACGGAAACGAACGUCAAUAGCAGCUCCAGAGAAACGACUACUAGAGGAUUACUUCAGGCAACAGCCACGACCCACAGGCGACAGAAUUAGUGCCAUCGCUGAGAAACUAGAUCUAAAAAAGAAUGUCGUCCGAGUUUGGUUCUGUAAUCAGCGACAGAAACAGAAGCGGUAAGAUGUUUGAUCAAUUUUUUAAAAACUUGGUCGAUUUUUCAAAUCUUGGUCGAUUUUUAAAAUUUGAUCGAUUUUCAAAAUUUUAGUUCAUGAGGGCAAAUUUUUUUUUAAUUUUAAAAAAUAAAAAAAACAUUGUUCGGUAUGUAAAAUAUAAGUAGUAUUGAGUCGAAUUUAGACGAUUCCGUUGCAGAAAUCAGCUAGCCAACGGCUCCAACGACAACAAAUACACGCCCAACCUGGUGGACCUCAAGUCCGGUCUGUUGCCCGAGGAAUUCCUUCAAAGCGUUCACUCUGGCAAUCUCGAAAACAUGAACAACGGCCUGUGA
This is a messenger RNA of Bursaphelenchus okinawaensis, 4287 nucleotides long. The record is from the annotation of a GenBank genome assembly. Lineage: Eukaryota; Metazoa; Nematoda; Chromadorea; Rhabditida; Aphelenchoididae.